Molecule: messenger RNA, 1720 nt
Organism: Aphanomyces invadans
Lineage: Eukaryota; Oomycota; Saprolegniomycetes; Saprolegniales; Verrucalvaceae
Exons: 1
Coding region: 433-1386 (317 amino acids)
Source: RefSeq, a predicted model, not a curated record
AAACGGAUGCCGUCGAGGCUCUACCAAAGCUGCCUUUCAUCUGCAGAGCGAAUUCUCUGCAGAUGGCGCCUCGCAGGAGUCGCCGCCGCUCCGCAUCACGAGUGACGGCCAACCGGCAAGCACGGUGCUCUCAAUGUCGGUUCGAGUAGCUAGAGCCAUGUCGCGCUGACGACACUGGCGAUCGAGCCAGGAAACCACUGAUGACGUUGUACGAGCAGCUACAGCGUGUCCCACGGUCUCGUCGAGCGCACCGUGAUACAUGUUUGCGGAAGCUCCUCGCGGCGUUAGCGCGACGGCACGACGCCACACCGCCGCGACGGACGUGGAGCAGUUAUGGAAUACAUACCGAGAGGACAUUGAGCCGUAAACGCCUCCAACUGGUGAGGGCGAUGGGGGACGAAACUUCCGGAAGGUGCGGGUCGUUUCAAAUUGAUGUGCUUGCAACGCGUGCCUGGAUCGCGAAGGAUCUCGAAGGUGUCGGCGGCGAUGGAGUCCUUCGUAGCUGCUUUGCCAGUGCGCCGCACACGCUCCGAAAAUGUCACAUCGCCCCACGGUCAAGUGAAUCGUAUGGGAGAUGGGAAGCUCCGCCGAAAUGACCCAGUCAUGGGUCGUCGGUGGAACCAUGUCACCGACGAGGCCACCUUGCGACAGCGAUCUGCGAUCAAGCAUUUCCCAAACGUGCCUCUAUGUAGCGCCAAAAACACGCUGCGGUGCAUGUGCUAUUCCUCUUCCGCUGCGUGGGGUCGACCUCCUCGCCUUUGUCCCAAACAUUACACAGUACCAUGUCAACUGUUCUACGACACCACGACGUACAGUAACAAACGUAAAAAUGCGCGGCUUCACGCCACAUGGCACGCCAGCGCGACGAGGAGGUCCAGCGGCGCCAUCGCGGCGCAAGGAGGGAAGGUUGGUUGGGACUGCGGUUUGGGAAGGCGCCUCCGCUUUGCGCUGCGGAAUUCAGAGGACACCGCCAUUGAUUCGUCGUCGUCGCUGGCAACAACAUGGUUGCUUUCUUUGAGGAAGGCUUCCUCGAGUUGUUUGAGCUCCUUCUUGCGAAGGCGGCGCAUUUCUGGUGUGAGGCCCGACAGCACGGACGCUGUCGGAUCGUAUCGGUGCAUGCCAAGAAUCCCGGACGACUUGUCAAACUUCUUGCUCAGUCGCAUGGGCAAGCAAUUGAGCUUGGCGCUGAGGUACUGGCGCAGCAGAAUUCCAGCCGUGGCGUCUGGCAGGAGGCCGUCUUUGAAGUCGGCCGACAACCGAAGUGUGUACUCCAUCUCAGCGUCUGUCCAUCCCCCGGACCGCCAACUUCGCUUGGACGACGUUGUCGUGUGCAGUCUGGGCUUGCGAACGGAAGCAACGCCUUCGGAAGCUCGGGACGGCGUGUGAGGCAAUGGGGUGAUCGAAGGAACGUCAGGGGUGAUGAGGUAGUCGAUGCGAAGCUUGGGGUGGCAUUGCGGCGGCGACGCGGGAAGGGACGACAACGCGGCAGUCGGGUUCAUCGUGGGCAAUGCUACGGACUGGGUCAGUGCGCGUGUUGUGGGUGGAAAGAGAUUCUAACCUGAUUCAACCGAGUCAACGCCAAGCCAAUGACACUUCAACUUAAUAUGUCGCGCGUCCACUGUGCGAGGUGGCUUUGGCAACUUCAACCUUGUCGAGGUGGCAUGCCACUCUCUUCAUGGAUCUCUUCACUCUCAAUGGCAUAAAAGUCUAUUUGCAUACA